AUGGACUCAGGCGAUGGCAUCCAAACACGCGCAGCCUCUCUGCGCCAGGAGGCAACUCGGCGGUGGCUCGUAAAAGAUGAGCUGGUGUUCCUCUUGCAGCACUACAAGCUGGUGGGCGUGCCAAUUCUUCACUCGCUGCAGCUACGGCCGCCUAGCGGCACUUUACUGUUCUACAACACGCUCAAGAUCUCGGACUACAAGAAGGAUGGAUGGCAUUGGCAGAAGCGCAAGGACAAAAGUGGACGAGUGCGUGAAGACCGCGCCAAGCUCGUGAUCAACCGAGAAGUCAUCAUCUUAGGGACAUACGUGCACUCGGCAGACACUUCUACAUUCCACAGGAGAAUUUACUCAGUGCGCGACUCCAACGACAGUAUCGUCCUUGUCCACUACUUCGACGAAGUCAACAAGGAGCCUGUGCUCCGUCAAUUUUCCUCAACGUCUAGUAAAAGCCGUCAAAACACCAACAAAGGGGUAAAACGAUCGCUGCCACAACUCAGUCCACCAAAGCCAAUACCAUCGGAAGAAACGGUAGAUUCCAUCAUGAAAAACUGUUUCGAGAUGGACUUCGAGCCUCAAACUGCAUUAUACCAGACUUCUUCGCUCAGUAUGUCGGAUGCGGAUCUGCUACUAUUAAAAGACAGCACGAUGGACUGUCUCAGUGCCGACGAUUUGUUCAAAGAUCUGGCGUCGCCAGAAAAAUAUACCAGCGGUUUGAGUGGCCAACAGACCUUCGAACUAGUCGAAAUUUCAGACUUUUCGCCAGACUGGGACUUCGGAGAUGGCGGGGCCAAAAUUCUCAUCUGCCUGGCAGCCAAGCUACCUAAAGGAAUGGCUCAAGACCCGAUGAAGUUGUUUGUGCAGUUUGGUGCGAAACGAGUCCGCGCCGAGAAAGUAUCAGACACGGUAUUGCGCUGCACAGCUCCUAGCUCUUUGGAAGUUGGGGGCGUGGAUAUGUUUGUGUGCCAUUGCGGGGGAUCACAGGAGUGCAUACAGCUGUCACAUAAAAAGCAGUUCACCUAUCGCAGUCAUUAUCAAGUGUCGCCUUCAUUAAUUGGAGACAUUGCAAGAGAUAAACGCCUCUAUCACCGACCAAAUCUCUCGACAUUUGUCGAGUCAGAUUUGGACGAGCGGCAAUGCAAGAUUCGAGUCGUCGAGCGGUUGUCUGAGUUUCACCAUGCUAUCCGCACAAAAACAACAGAGCCUGCACCCAAAGCGGCGUUGUCCUUAACUGGAAGUAGUAAUGGUGACGGGAACAUUCCUCCACCAAGAGAAGAGAACGCCUCUUUACCGGUGACACUACCGACGUCGGGUUCACCGACUAGUCAAGUGCAGCCAAUAGCUCAAUCAAAUGUCAAAGCAGAGCCUCCAGAUGAAUCGACUUCCUCCAGUGAGAUAUCGACUGCGCUGGAUGACUGCACAAUCGAGACUCUGAGCGACAACGAUUUAGAGCAGCUCUCAGAAAAACUACUCGAGCGUGUGGUGCGUCAGCUUAUCACAGUCGCACAUACAAGCGAGGAGCUGCUGGAGGAGCUCAAUUCCCUGGACGAGACUGGUUUGAGCUUAUUGCACUACGUGAGUUUCUACAACUACUCGCAGUUGGUGCCGGUGCUGGUUGCACAUGGCGCACAUAUCAACCAGCAAAGUACGCAAGGCCAGACAGCACUUCAUCUAGCAGCAGGAUGCGGCCACGAUGAAGUAGUCGAUGUGCUACUGCAAUCUGGAGCGGACCUUCAAGUACGUGACUUUGACGGCCUUACUGCUGCUGAUCGCGCUGAAAAGUCAGGCCACGCACACGUUGCUGCAAAACUGCACCGUCACAUGGGUGAUGAGCCGAAUGACUUGGGUGCAGUUGACGAGAUAUAUGGCUUUGGAGGAUCACCGAUGGAGAUUGACGAUGCCCCGACACCGUACACGGAUGCUGGGGAUAUGGGCCUUUUAGCAGAAAAUGACGACGUGAUGUCCAAUGUCCGUCCACCGCGCUCUCACUCGAACAGCUGCGAGAGUCCGUCGGAGUCGAACUUAUCGUCGAAGGCGACAUCUUACGUGGGAGAGAAUCAAGAGCACAAUCGGAAGCUGCUGCUUGGAGCUUUCUCGACGAUGAGUUUGCACGAUAAAUGCGCGCUUUCGCUGACGAUUUCCCGAGACUCUGGGGGUCACGUGUCCAGACGUCGGGAAAGUAGUGUCGGAGAAAAUAUUCCAAUCAACUCUCCCAGUAGCAGCACGGGAACAUCGGUGGGCUUCGGUUCAUCUCCUGCUAGUAUGGUUGGCAUGGAUGCCAAUCUUGUCGGUGGACGCUUAGUGUUGGCCGGAAAUGAGAACGACUCGGAUGUUCAGAGCAUGAUUGCCGAAGACGAGGAAGGCUUAAACAAACUCCAGGCAGCAAUGGAACUAAUGGGUCCGGAAGAAAGACAGUCACUGGAAGACGAGGUGAAGGUAUUGCAGCACGGCAUCCGAGCGUGGUUGCUCAAGCGGAAUUGCAAGAACAUGCGUGAGACGACCAAACAGCUCCGCGAAGCCACGCAGAGCAUUGAGGACCAGCAGAAGCAGCAAGAAGCACUAUCAGAACGUGAGCGUGCCGCUGUGACCGUCCAGGCAGCGACGCGCAGCAUGUUGGCACGACGUAGUUUCCUGCAGACAAGGCACGUCACAAUUAAGUUCCAAGCCGCCACGCGAGGUGUCCUUUGUCGCAAGAACUUUGCCCGUAUGAAAGCGCAUGCUCUAGCAUCGUUGGUGAUCCAACGCAAUGUCCGCGAGUGGUGGAACAAGCAACCUGCUGCAACUCGCAUCGAUAAAGAAAUAGACGACCAAGAAAAAGAUUCACAAGAGGAGAAAGCACCCAUCCCAGAAGAUGCAUAUGAAGCGCAACACAGCUUGUAA
Molecule: messenger RNA, 2877 nt
Organism: Phytophthora infestans T30-4
Lineage: Eukaryota; Oomycota; Peronosporomycetes; Peronosporales; Peronosporaceae
Product: calmodulin-binding transcription activator, putative
Exons: 10
Coding region: 1-2877 (958 amino acids)
Biological process (GO): regulation of transcription by RNA polymerase II
Cellular component (GO): nucleus
Molecular function (GO): double-stranded DNA binding; transcription coregulator activity; protein binding
Source: RefSeq, a predicted model, not a curated record